AAAGAGAAAGCUGAAGGGAGUCCUGUAAUGGCGACGGGUUUGUCAGAUAAUUUGAAGCAUCCUACCAUGGUUUGGGAAGUUAAGACUAAUCAGAUGCCUAAUGCAGUGCAGAAACUCCUGUUAGUGGUGGACAAGAGAACUUCAAGGAUGAACGAAUCAUUGGAAUUACUGAAGUGUAAUGAGAACCUCCCAUCUUCUCCUGGAUAUGCAUCUUGUGAUGAGCACAUGGAGCUUGAUGAUCUUCCUGAACUGCAGGCUGUUCACACUGAUUCUACCCCACCUGCACUUUUCCAGCUGAGUGCUGAUGUCUCGCAUCAGGAAUAUUCAAUGCCUUCAUGGAACCAGCAUACCUCAAGCAGCAGUUCAGAAAAUGCUUAUACUUGUGAGAAUGGAGUGAACUGGUUGACAGAAUUGGCAAACAUAGCUACUAGUCCACAGAGUCCUCUAAUGCAGUGCUCUUUUUAUAACAGAUCAUCUCCUGUUCAUCUAAUAGCUACAAGCAAAAGUUUACAUUCCUAUGCACGUCCUCCACCAGAAUCCUCUCAUAGUGACUCUGGUUUUCCUAAGCAUCACAUUGAUGAAACACCUGUCAGACAUGAAAGGACAAAUAGUGAAUCAGAGUCUGGAAUUUUCUGUAUGUCAUCCCUGUCAGACGAUGAUGAUCUAGGAUGGUGCCACUCCUGGCCUCCAACUGUUUGGCAUUGUUUCCUUAAAGGAACACGUUUAUGCUUUCAUAAAGGACGCAACAAGGAAUGGGAGGAUGCUGAAGAUUUUGCUAGGUCCACAGCCUGUAAAAAUGAAAUGGAUGAUUCAGUGAGUACCGGUACUUACAAAGGAUAUGGUUCUGAUGGUUUGAAGUUGAUAUCACAUGAAGAAAGUGUUUCAUUUGGCGAGUCAGUUCUAAAUUUGACUUUUGAUCCUGGCACAGUGACAGAAGGCUUGCUUACUGUAGAGUGUAGACUAGAUCAUCCUUUCUAUGUUAAAAACAAAGGUUGGUCAUCUUUUUAUCCAAGCCUGACUGUGGUUCAGCAUGGAAUUCCAUGUUGUGAAAUGCACAUUGGAGAUACAUGUCUACCUCCAGGACACCCUGAUGCCAUUAAUUUCGAUGAUUCGGGUGUGUUUGAUACAUUCAAAAGUUAUGAUUUUACACCGAUGGAUUCCUCUGCGGUUUAUGUGCUAAGUAGUAUGGCUCGCCAACGCCGUGCUUCUUUAUCUUGUGGAGGAUCAGGAAGCCAAGACUUUGAAAGAUCAGAAUGCAGUACAAACUGUGGACCUGCUCAGUCAUCACAGAUUUCACCCAGUUCUUUGUAUAGUAAAGCCAGCAAAAGCCACAGCUCAGGGACUGCAAGUACUGUGAAUGCAACUUCUCCCAACAAAUGCAAAAGACCAAUGAAUGCCUUCAUGCUUUUUGCCAAAAAGUACAGAGUAGAAUAUACUCAGAUGUAUCCAGGGAAAGAUAACAGAGCCAUAAGUGUGAUACUUGGUGACAGGUGGAAAAAAAUGAAAAAUGAAGAAAGGCGGAUGUACACAUUAGAAGCCAAGGCCUUGGCUGAAGAACAAAAACGUUUAAAUCCCGACUGCUGGAAACGGAAACGAACAAAUUCAGGUUCACAAUAACAUUAGAUCUGAAUUCUUCUACAAAUUCAUAGUGGAAGAAGACUUGAUGAUCAAGAAUUCACGAUUUGUUGUGAAGGUGUGACCAUAAAAUACUGGCAGCAUUGAGGUUUUAGGAAUGAGAAUUUGCUUAUUACAGUAGAGCAUUAAGAAAGCUAAAAACUUAUCAGCAUUUUAAAACCAAAUUGCCUUAUUUUUCUUCCAAACUACAUAUAUGUCUAUCAGGUGUAAUAGGCUUGAAAAUGGAUAUCCUGUGGUGCUAAAGAAUAGUAGGAAGAGGAGCUUUGUAUAAAUGUUUAUUUUUAAGAAAAAUGCAAAAAAGGGGAAUUUUAAAUAUGUAACCUGUUUAUACAUUGAUUCUUAUUGCUGAUUAAUAUGUAUUGCACAAACUAUGUAAUUAACUACAAAUCUGGGAGCUGGGAUUUUCUGACAUAAUAUAUGAACUUCUCAUUUGCCCAGUGCCAACAAGUUACCAGAAUGUGUGGCAAAGUGGAUAGGAAGUGUAUAUACUAUAUGUAGCAAAAUUGUUAUCUUUUUGGGAAGAUAACACAUUUUUAAAUUAUUUGAGGUGUGAUCUCUUCCCAGUGAGAAUAAAAAGGAUUGCAGAAUUGCCAGGGCUGUUGAUAAGGGCCCAGGAUUAAAUUCAUUACUUGCAUUGCAUUAUCCCAAAAGAAUGGUGCUUCUGUGGUGUCACCAUUUUAUUCUUAAAGGGUUUUUUUUUGCUGGGGGGGGGGUGGAGUUCCUAUGCUGCAUAUUUUAAAGAUUUUAUUUUGCCAUAAGACAUCUUUUAUGGUGGGGACAAACUUUGCACUUACUGUAGGUGCAACAUUUGCACUUUACUGUUUCCCCUCCAUCUAUCUAAAAGUAGAGCAAAUAUGUUAGAUUUAUGGCUACUUUUGCUGUGAACAUUACAACAUAGCUUUUAAUGUUACUAAAUAAAGAGUGUGUUUCUGUUUAAGAAUCACAACAAUAAAUUUCAGCACCUGACAUGUCUUUGAUGUUGCACACUAUAUUCAUGUAUUUCAAAUAAAUUUGUAAAAUAUAUUGUCUACUAUUAUGUUCAUAAAAUUUGUAUCAAAUGAGUUGUGACUAAAUGCCAUUACCCAUCUAUAGGAUUGCUACAUAGGAAGAGCACUUAAGAAUGCGUAGGAUUUUUAAUUAAGUAGAUUUCCACUCAGAAUAUAACAUGAGUUUAACAUUGUUACUUCAAUGUACAUGGAAUAAAGAAUUAUGUAAUAUGAAACAUGCUACUUUAAAGCUCAAGGAUUGUUGCCAAGAAGUAAAUGUGUAUUGUAUAACACAAAAGGUUUUUCUUGUGGUCAACUUAGAAGCUCUAUACAUGAAAAUCUUGUUUCAGUGUCCCCAGGGAAAAGAGCCUUUUUGUGAUACAAAAUGCUUUGGUUUCUAAAUUAAAAAGUGACAGCAUUUAAAAGUUUUUUAUUAUAUAUGGAAAGCUGAAGACUGCAUAGUGCAUUUGAUUUUCAGACAUUUAAGUAUUGAUGUCUUAUAGGUUUUGCAGAAGUCAAAUGCUGUUUAUAUUAAUUCAAAGUAUUACCCUACCAGUGCAAAUUAAAUACGUCAGAGGAGUUCCCAUACCUUCCAAAGAACAUUUUACUGAAGAGUAGACAGGGCCUUCUGUAGCAGUUGUACCAUUAUGGGAUAGACUGGAGCAAAUUCCUUUCCUUCUCUACUUCUUACUGACUGAACAUAAGCUUCCAGUGCACCUCUGUUUAAAGGAAAAAACACACCCAUUAGAAUCGGAAGUGUUUGCUAUGUGAGCUUCUAACAAGAAACUAUAUGGAUCACUCUUUCAAUUUUGCACAUGUUAUUUUGUAAGUCCAUUCCAGCCCAUUUCCACAUUAAGCUGUGAUUUCUGAAAGAAAUGAAUCUAUGAAAAAAUUGUAUUUAAAAAACUUACUUGAUUACAAAACACAUGUUAAUACAGUAUUUUUUCUCAAUACAUGGAUUUGUAAACAACUUUUAUCAUGCAAAACUAUAGAAAAAUUCAGAAAGAUGCAAAACCUAAAAGAUAAUUACAGUAUAUUCUCAGCCAUAUUAUGGUAGAAGGUGUGAACUGGAUCAGCUCACUUAAAACUGCAGCUAGAACACAAUUUGGUCUGUAACCACCAGGAUGCCACUAAUGAGGGGACUGAACCUAUGACCACCAUAGGUUUUGCAACUGAAAAGGAUUACAGCUAUGGUAUGAGAACUAAGGGCUUGUGAGGAAGGGCUGCAUAAGUGGGUAAUGCUGUGCCUUCCCUACACUGACAGCAUACUGUACUGUUUCAGAUACUACGCAGCACAAAUAGAGGCACUUGUGCUCCCAGUACAAAAUUGUCCAUAGAUGACUAUGUAACUUUAUGGUCUUUGCUGCUAUAGUGAAGAAUUAAUCAACCAAUUUUGUGGACAUGGAACUAAAAAAGAUAAUGAAAAGAAAAGCAAGAAAUCCAAAGGAGAUAGGAGGCCGUUGUGGCAACUGUUUAAGCAAGCAGUUAUUCUGUAUAUAACACACUAGUAUGAGCCUCUGUUCUUUUAAUCCAAAUGAUUACAAAAACUAUUGUGCACAAAAACAAACUGAGCAGAGCCAAGACCCCUGGCAGAAGUCAGAAAGUGCAGUAUGUAAGAGAAGUCAUUUCAAACAGCAUUAGAGCCUACUCGGACAAAUCAUAAUAGCAAACUAGCAAGACAAUAAUCAUUUUAUGAACUGAAGAUAUUUUAGUUUGCUUUUGCUAUCUGUCAAUCCUGUAAUGUACAAUAUACUGAGUAGGUUCAUGUACAGUGGUAUCUCGACUUACGAAUGACUCGACGUACGAAUGCUUCAAGUUAUGAAUGGAGCUCCAUCCGCCCUUUUGGAUGCUGCACGAAUAGGAUUUUUUCGACUUACGAAUUCCCCCCCCAUAGGCUUCUACUUACGAUUUUUUCGACUUACAAAGGUCCGUUCGGAACGGAUUAAAUUCGUAAGUCGAGGUACCACUGUAUAGGCAAACAGUCUAGGAAAAGUUACAGGUAGGUAGCCGUGUUGGUCUGAUGU
Zootoca vivipara (common lizard) is the source of this 4645-nucleotide messenger RNA. RefSeq names its product HMG-box transcription factor 1 (gene HBP1). Gene Ontology annotation, molecular function: RNA binding; RNA polymerase II cis-regulatory region sequence-specific DNA binding; protein binding. Gene Ontology annotation, biological process: regulation of transcription by RNA polymerase II. The record is from RefSeq and is a predicted model, not a curated record. Lineage: Eukaryota; Metazoa; Chordata; Lepidosauria; Squamata; Lacertidae. Gene Ontology annotation, cellular component: nucleus.